UAUAAAUUAUUAACUCUUCCUUUCAUUUCUCCCCCACUUGCCUCCGUUGAUGUCAACACUCCCACUUCUUCAACCUCUCUCAACUCUCUCUUCCACCGAUGCAAGAAGGCCUCCGACGAUGCUCCGACCAAGCCCUCCGUCUCGACCUCACCUCCUCUUCCCUUUCUUUCGACGCCGUCGAAUCUGCUGAGACCCGAAUCCAACGCCUUAUAUCGGAGCAUCCGGUCAUCAUUUUCUCUCGAUCUUCAUGCUGCAUGUGCCACGUCAUGAAGAAGCUGUUAUCCACCAUCGGUGUUCAUCCAACUGUCAUCGAGUUAGAUGACCAUGAGAUCUCUGCUCUCCCAUCUCCACCUCCAUCCGACGAUGUUCCGUCCCCUCGUAAUCUUGCUCCCGCCGUUUUCAUUGGCGGAACCUGCGUCGGCGGGCUCGAAUCCCUCGUCGCUCUGCACCUCAGCGGUCAUCUCGUCCCGAAACUCGUCGAAGUAGGCGCUUUGUGGGCGUGAUAUUUCCAUCAUCAAUGAUUUGGGCUUCUCUAUUGUUGUAAGUGAACGUAAAUUUAGCUAGAAGGGAAUAAUUUUUCCUGUUAAAAUUAUCAAGUUUCAUGAUCAAAUACUGAAAGAUAAGAGAUGUGGCAUUUCAUUUGAUGAGAAAAAUCUGUGAUUCAUGUUAAAGCAUAUGAUAUGGUUACAACUAAUUGGAACCAACAAUCAGGGUACCAGGUGGGUCCCUUGUAUCAAGUAUUGAACAAUCAGGGCCGUUGAUUUUUAUUAUUGUUAU
Molecule: messenger RNA, 777 nt
Organism: Manihot esculenta (cassava)
Lineage: Eukaryota; Viridiplantae; Streptophyta; Magnoliopsida; Malpighiales; Euphorbiaceae
Product: glutaredoxin-C6
Exons: 1
Coding region: 99-503 (134 amino acids)
Source: RefSeq, a predicted model, not a curated record